This is a messenger RNA of Lachancea thermotolerans CBS 6340, 2295 nucleotides long. RefSeq names its product MCM DNA helicase complex subunit MCM5 (gene MCM5). The transcript has a single exon. The coding region runs from base 1 to 2295 and encodes 764 amino acids. Gene Ontology annotation, cellular component: nucleus; MCM complex. Gene Ontology annotation, molecular function: DNA replication origin binding; ATP binding; single-stranded DNA helicase activity. Gene Ontology annotation, biological process: DNA replication initiation; DNA replication; double-strand break repair via break-induced replication. NCBI's taxonomy places the organism in Eukaryota, Fungi, Ascomycota, Saccharomycetes, Saccharomycetales, Saccharomycetaceae. The record is from RefSeq and is a predicted model, not a curated record.
AUGUCCUACGACAGAACCGAGGUGUACGCUGCGCCAGUCUUGGCGGGCGAGGAAGUCGGAGAAAAUGACAACUCUGAGAUCAUCAAGUCGUUUCACAACUUCAUACUGGAGUUUCGUCUGGACGCACACUUUGUGUACAGAGAGCAGCUUCGAAGCAACCUACUGGUGAAGAACUACUCAGUUACGGUCGACACAGCACACCUGAUCGGCUACAACGAAGACAUAUACAAGAAACUGUGCGACGAGCCCACUGAUGUGCUUCCGCUGUUCGAGCAGGCCGUCACACAGGUCGCGCGUCGUAUCGCUCUUUUAUCACGUGAUCCAAACAUGGAUCCCAACAACCAGCUCGAGGGCGCCGGCGGGACCAGUGAAGAUGCGGACGCGGCUUCCCCAGGGUCAUUGUCAUUCGAAAUCCCCAUUUGCCAGGUCAUACUGAUCUCAGACUCCUCUGAAACGUCGCUGCGUUUGCUGGGCUCAGAGAACGUCUCCAAAAUUGUGCGCGUUAGCGGAAUUGUCGUCUCCGCGUCUGUACUGUCAUCCAGAGCUACUUUCUUAACAUUAAUGUGCAGGAACUGUCGUCAUGUUACGUCCAUGCAUUUGAAUAGUUUCGGUUCGCUGGGCGGCAACCACGUCAGUCUCCCCCGGAACUGUUUAGCGGACCAUUCGCGCGAGACUGGAGGCAAUCCUUGUGGCCAGGAUCCAUACAUGAUUGUUCAUGAAUCCUCGCGGUUUGUUGACCAACAGUUCCUCAAGCUUCAAGAAAUCCCAGAGCUUGUUCCUGUCGGUGAAAUGCCUCGUAAUAUCCUGAUGUCCUGCGACAGGUACCUUACCAACAGAAUCGUGCCCGGCACGCGAGCAACAAUUAUUGGCAUCUAUUCUAUCUACCAAGCCAAAAGUCGGGGUGCAGGCACAGCUGCUAGUGGAGGAAGAGCAGUCGCAAUCAGAAAUCCAUAUAUCAAAAUUUUGGGCAUACAAGCUGCGCUGGACGGGAAUCCCAUGAACAACACCGUGCUCUUUACGGAUGAGGAAGAAGAGGAAUUUCUGACACUCAGCCGGCGCCCUGACCUUUACGAGGUUUUCACCAAGUCUAUUGCCCCGAGUAUUUACGGAAAUGAGGACAUCAAGAAGGCUAUAGUGUGCCUGCUCAUGGGCGGCUCCAAAAAGUUGCUUCCGGAUGGGAUGCGCUUAAGAGGUGAUAUAAACGUUCUGUUGCUUGGUGAUCCAGGUACCGCUAAAUCGCAACUGUUGAAGUUUGUUGAAAAGGUCAGCCCCAUCGCAGUCUAUACCUCAGGUAAAGGCUCCUCUGCGGCUGGUUUGACCGCAUCUGUUCAACGUGAUCCAGCCACUCGGGAGUUCUAUCUUGAAGGAGGUGCCAUGGUGCUGGCUGAUGGUGGCGUCGUUUGUAUCGAUGAAUUUGAUAAGAUGAGAGAUGAAGAUCGAGUCGCCAUUCAUGAAGCUAUGGAACAACAGACAAUUUCUAUCGCCAAGGCAGGUAUAACUACUGUCUUGAACUCCAGGACGAGUGUAUUGGCUGCUGCAAACCCAAUUUAUGGUCGUUAUGACGAUCUCAAAUCUCCAGGCGAAAACAUUGACUUCCAAUCCACAAUUCUGUCUCGUUUUGAUAUGAUUUUCAUUGUUAAAGAUCACCACAACGAGGAACGAGACAUAUCCAUUGCUAAUCACGUCAUGAAUAUUCACACAGGUAGGACGGCAAUCAACGACGAGGAGCAGGAGGCUGCCGGGGCUGAGAUCCCAAUUGAAAAAAUGAAGCGCUAUAUUACAUACUGCCGAAUGAAAAGUGCCCCUCGGCUAUCCCCACAGGCUGCCGAAAAGCUAUCAUCUCAUUUUGUUGGCAUAAGGAAGAAGCUGCUCAUCAAUGAGCUACAGAGUGAACAAAGAUCUUCAAUCCCAAUCACAGUACGUCAGCUUGAGGCCAUUAUUCGUAUCACAGAGUCACUUGCGAAGUUGGAGUUAAGUCCAGUCGCCCAUGAAAGGCACGUUGAUGAAGCUAUUCGCCUGUUUCAGGCUUCGACUAUGGACGCUGCAUCUCAAGACCCAAUUGGUGGCUUAGGUCAGAAUCCAGACCUUGUGCAAGAUGUCAGGCGUAUAGAGGAAGAGCUGAAGAGACGUCUGCCCGUCGGCUGGUCCACGAGCUAUCAAACUCUGCGGAGAGAGUUUUGUGAACAAAAGAACUAUGCGGCACCUGCGUUAGACAGGGCGCUCUACAUUUUGGAGCGCCAUGGUACAAUACAACUGCGCUACCAAGGUCAAAAUAUUUACAGAAGCGGUGCUUAG